AUGGGCGCUUAUCUGUCGUCGCCUAAAACGGCUAAGGAGUCGAGUGAUGGUAGAGGAGGCUUCCAUUCUUGGGGGUGCUCUGAGGUGCAGGGAUGGCGAACGGAAAUGGAGGACGCCCAUGUAGCGAUAAGUGGCUUGGAGGGUACGAGUGGGGGGGUCGCCAUGUUCGGUGUAUAUGACGGCCACGGAGGGUGUGAGGUCGCUAAGUUUGUCGAGAAGCAUCUCCCGGAAGAAGUAGCUGAGAAGAGCUGUUACCUGAUGUCCAGUGCGAGUCCAGGAAAGUUAACCAAUGGAGAUUUGUUGGUGAAGGGCUACCAUAGAAUGGACGAGUUGCUGCGGAGCUCGGAGUUCAAGGAUGAGCUCGCAGAGUAUCGGAAAGCUGCGAGUGGUGAUGGCGUUGGUGGUGGGAAGGCGAGGUUCGCGUCCCUGCUGCAGAGCUCGAUUGUACAGGACCUUGCUGAGCUGCGGGAGAGGGAGACGAUUUCCCGACAGGACGCCAAACCCGUUAUGAUGAAGAUGUUUGUUUUGAAGAGGUUGGAGGCAUCACAAGCUGCUGCUCCCUCCAACUCGUCAACUCUCGAGGAGACCGUUCCCCCUCGCCGUAAUCCAUGUGGAGACCUUGCUGGAGCGGAUGAAGGGCAGGGCGGCAUUGGUACGGCAACUCGGUGUGGUGUGGAAGGAUCCGCUGCGCUUCAGUUCGGCUCUGAAAGUGGUGGAGUAUCGAAUGUUGGCUGUACGGCUGUGACGGCCUUGCUGACGAAAACUCAUAUUGUCGUUGCCAACGCUGGAGAUUCGAGGGCAAUUUUAUGUGUGUCUGCUGUGCUUGUUGUGAAUGUGGCAUCAUCACGAACAGGUAGAGGAGGGCGCGUCGUGGAGCUUUCUCAUGAUCAUAAACCCAAUUCGGAGACAGAGAGGCGACGUAUCGAAGCCGCUGGUGGGUAUGUCGAAGAAAUAAAGUUAACAGCCAAAACACAGUACCGUGUGAACGGUAACUUGAACUUAUCUCGAGCAAUAGGAGAUCAUGAGUAUAAGAAGCGAGAUGAUCUCAAACCAGAGGAGCAGAUUAUAUGCAGCACGCCCGACAUAGUUCUCAAGGAGCUUACCCCUGAGGAUGAGUUUUUCGUUUUAGCUUGCGACGGAGUCUGGGAUGUGAUGAGUAACGAAGAGGUCGUCGACUUCAUCCGGCCACGGAUUGCCGAGGGUCAGAAGAAGCUUUCGGAAAUUGUAGAAGAGCUGUUAGAUCAUUGCAUUGCUGACGAUCCUAAAUUGUCGGAGGGAAUAGGGGGUGAUAAUAUGACUUGUAUCCUCGUUAAACUAGAGCGUCAUGAUGAUAAGCUGUCAUCAGCCUCUGCAGCACCAUCUGGAUCUGAUCGGCUUUAG
Perkinsus marinus ATCC 50983 is the source of this 1380-nucleotide messenger RNA. RefSeq names its product protein phosphatase 2c, putative. Gene Ontology annotation, biological process: protein dephosphorylation. NCBI's taxonomy places the organism in Eukaryota, Perkinsozoa, Perkinsida, Perkinsidae. The transcript is spliced from 11 exons. Bases 1 to 1380 code for a protein of 459 amino acids. Gene Ontology annotation, molecular function: protein serine/threonine phosphatase activity; cation binding. The record is from RefSeq and is a predicted model, not a curated record.